Molecule: messenger RNA, 525 nt
Organism: Phaeoacremonium minimum UCRPA7
Lineage: Eukaryota; Fungi; Ascomycota; Sordariomycetes; Togniniales; Togniniaceae
Product: putative 60s ribosomal protein l20 protein
Exons: 3
Coding region: 1-525 (174 amino acids)
Biological process (GO): translation
Cellular component (GO): ribosome; cytosolic large ribosomal subunit
Molecular function (GO): structural constituent of ribosome
Source: RefSeq, a predicted model, not a curated record
AUGGGCCGUCUCCAGGAAUACCAGGUCAUCGGCCGGCAUUUGCCGACCGAGUCCAACCCGACUCCCUCGCUGUACCGCAUGCGAAUCUUCGCCCCGAACACGGUCGUCGCCAAGUCCCGGUACUGGUACUUCAUGCGCGGUCUCCGCAAGGUCAAGAAGGCCACCGGUGAGAUCGUCAGCGUCAACGUGAUCAGCGAGAAGCACCCCCUCAAGGUCAAGAACUUCGGCAUCUGGAUCCGCUACGACUCCCGCUCCGGCACCCACAACAUGUACAAGGAGUACCGUGAGCUUUCAAGAACCGGUGCCGUCGAGGCCCUGUACUCCGACAUGGCUGCCCGCCACCGUGCCCGUUUCAGAUCUAUCCACAUCCUCCGCGUUGUCGAGCUCGAGAAGACCGACGACGUCAAGCGUCCCUACAUCAAGCAGCUGGUCACCAAGAACCUCACCUUCCCUCUGCCUCACCGUGUCCCCAAGAUCAGCACCAAGAAGGUCUUCAGCGCGAAGCGACCGUCGACUUUUGCUUAA